CAUUAAUACAGUGUCGUCCGAAUCUGCUGCUUGAUGUGGUGGUUCUACCGCAAGGGUCCCUCGGGCUUCUCCGGCACCUCCACGGCCGAGGAGGUCACCGCCGGCGUCGACGGCCGGAGCCUGGUCGCCGUCAUCACAGCAAUGACUUGUGCUGAGCACUUGAGCUGAGCCUUCUGCCUGAGCAGGUGCGUCGAGUGGAAUCGGGCUAGAGACGGCGCGCGUCCUGACGCUGCGUGGUGUGCACGUCGUCAUGCCCGUCCGCAACGUCGCUGCCGGGCUCGCAGUCAAGGAGUCCAUCGUGGCCAACAUCCCCGGCGCAAGAAUUGACGUGCUGGAGCUGGACCUCAGCUCCAUGGCAUCGGUAAGGAGAUUCGCCUCCGAGUUCGAGUCUCUGAACCUGCCCCUGAACAUUCUCAUCAACAACGCUGGAGUGCUGACAAGGAACUGCUCGUGUUCCUGCGACGGCCUGGAACUGCAUUUCGCAACAAAUCACAUUGGUCACUUUCUUCUAACGAACCUCCUACUGGAGAACAUGAAGAGCACAUGUAGGGACAGCGGCACCGAGGGACGGAUUGUUAAUGUGACGUCAGCAGGGCAUGCCAUGACUUAUCCUGAAGGCAUAUGCUUCGACAAAAUUCGUGAUCCUUCCGGUUUGAAUGACUUUAUUGCUUACGGCCAAUCCAAGCUUGCCAAUAUUCUUCACUCCAAUGAAUUGUCACGAAUUUUCAAGGAGGAAGGAGUGAAUAUUUCAGCCAAUGCCGUUCAUCCUGGUGUCAUCGCGACUAACCUUUUUAGGGGCAGGACUAUUGUCGCUGCGUUUUUGAACUCCAUUGGAAGAAUCAUGUGUAGAAGUGUUGAACAGGGUGCCGCAACGACAUGCUAUGUGGCGAUGCAUCCUCAAGUGAAGGGGAUAAGUGGAAAAUACUUCGCCGAUUGUAACAUAUCCAGCCCGAGCGUGCAAGCUUCAGAUGCUGAGUUGGCCAAGAAGCUAUGGCAGUUCAGCUUGCAGACAGUGUCUGCUUGAUCAAGCUAAGUGCUUGCCUGAACGAGUGAGGCACAUAUUGUUGUACUUAAUGCUUACAUAUAUAGCUCUUCAUGAUGUUUGUUAUCGGUGUAUUUACUGCUAUGAAUCAAAAUGUCUAAAUUUUGAUUCAAAAUAAUUUGAAAUGCAAACCACCAUACUAUCUUAUAAUUCAGGACAUUUGAAGGACUGGAAUGAACAGUUAUUGUGGCUAAACAUCAUGCCUUUUUGUGAAAAA
Molecule: messenger RNA, 1259 nt
Organism: Panicum hallii
Lineage: Eukaryota; Viridiplantae; Streptophyta; Magnoliopsida; Poales; Poaceae
Product: short-chain dehydrogenase TIC 32, chloroplastic-like
Exons: 8
Coding region: 251-1024 (257 amino acids)
Source: RefSeq, a predicted model, not a curated record